Molecule: messenger RNA, 1287 nt
Organism: Helianthus annuus (common sunflower)
Lineage: Eukaryota; Viridiplantae; Streptophyta; Magnoliopsida; Asterales; Asteraceae
Exons: 1
Coding region: 1-1287 (428 amino acids)
Molecular function (GO): zinc ion binding; nucleic acid binding
Source: RefSeq, a predicted model, not a curated record
AUGACAACCCUAGCCACUACCUCUAAUCCUCCAAAGGAGAAUCCGAUCACUUUUCAGUACCCUACACUCACCUCUACGAAUUACACUACCUGGUCUAUUAAGAUGGAAGCGAUUUUGGAUGCCCAAGGAUUGUGGGAUUCAAUCGAGCCGCAAACCGGUGUGGUUCCUGAUGAAAAGAAAAGUAAACAGGCUCGAGCUUUCAUUUUUCAGGCGAUACCAGAAGAGAUUUUGAUGCAGGUUACGAAGAAGAAGACUGCCAAGGAGGUUUGGGAGUCUUUGAAAACGAGAUUUGUAGGAGCUGAAAGGGUGCAGAAGGCCAGAUUGCAUACGCUGAAAAGUGAAUUUGAAGUUUUACGUAUGAAGGACGGUGAGUAUGCGGGAAAGCUCUCCGGGAUGAUAUCCAAAUAUAAUAGUGUUGGUGCAACACUUUCAGAUAAGGAUUUAGUUAGUAAGUUGUUAGACACGGCAACAGAGAAGUUUAUACACCUUGUAGCCUCUAUGGAGCAAUACUCGGACAUUGAAACGAUGCCAUUUGAAGAGGCUAUAGGACGUUUAAAGGCAUAUGAGGACCGGCUGAGAUUGAGAAAAGGAAACGUUGCUGGAGAAAGUACUCUGUUACUUACCAAGAUAGAUGUGCAGGCAAGUAAUAAAGGAUCGGGUAGAUCAAGUUCAAAAGGAAAUCGAGGCCGCGGUUGGAACAGUGACAGAGGUGGUAGAAGCGGGUCACGAGGUGGUCGUGGUUCCGGUAGAGGUCGGGGUGGUCGAAAUGGAGGCAAGAAUUAUCACGAAGGGAAUAGUUCGUAUCGCAAACCACGUGACAAGAGUCACGUAAAGUGUUUCGAAUGUAACCAAUAUGGUCACUACGCCUCCAAAUGCAAGAAUGAGAAGAAGCAAGAUCCGGAAGUACAUUUAACAAGAGAGACCGAAGAUGAACCCACCUUGCUACUAAGUGUUUGUGGUGAGGAAGCUCAAAAAAUGGUCCUGGGUGUUUGUGGUGAGGAAGCUCAAAAAAUGGUCCUGUUAAACGAGGAAAAGGUGUUUCCUAAGCUGCAUGAGAGACGGAACGGGUCGAACAAAGAUACGUGGUAUCUUGAUAACGGAGCAAGUAACCACAUGACGGGAAGAAAAGACGCAUUUGCAGAAUUGAAUAAAACCGUAACGGGUCAAGUUCGGUUCGGAGAUGGAUCAAAAGUUGAGAUUCGAGGUAAAGGUUCACUUAUGUUUAGUUGUAAAAAUGGUGAGCAAUUAGGAAUGGCAAUGGGCCGGGCUUGGGCCGGGUAUUGGUAA